GAGCCAUUACAUACAAACUUGUACCGAAAUGCUAACUUACCACCAACAUUCGUUCAUUUCAUACAAGUUGCAGCUAUGUAAAAGACUCAUCCUCAGCUGUCCAGUAAUUUUUUUGCCGUCAUUUUACACACUAUAUACAUCACACUACUAUCUGCCUUACAUGAUUGAGCAAUUCGUGCAAAUUCUCACACUGUAUCAACAAAAUCGCAAAUAAAUAAUUACCCGAGAUUUUUCCUCUGCCACUUGCAUCAUAACCCACAUAUUAUAUAUUUUACUGUACAACGAAAGUAGGAUAAUUUCUAGUCCAGUUUAAGCUUGUGAAUUAAUCGUUGUGCAAUAUUUGCCUCGGAAGAAACAAUAUCCCGAGUUGUUGAAGUUGUUGAUACGAAUCUCAUACUAGAAAUUGUGCUAACUUGCCCAUUGGCGUUGUGGUUUUGUGAUCUCUAAAGUAAAAAAAAAACUUCUAGUCCUCUGUGUGUGCGCUAUUGAGAAUAAUUAGUGUUGACUAACUGGCUGGGACAUUUAUUAAUAUUUGCAUCAUCUCCACUGGAGUGGUUUCAUUUGGCGUCGUAGUAGUAUUAUUAGUGGCUUGAGGGUAUGAAGUGGAAAACAAGAGCGUAUUCUGCAUAGUAAACAUAGUGGAAUGUGUGAUGAGACCUUGGAUGAGGUUUAAGGAUAAGGUCAAUAAUUGGCCUAACAACCCCUUCCUGUUGGCCAUACUUGCACUAGUUCUCCUACUCCGAGCUGCGGGGUGUGAAUCUAACAGGAAAAAUGUGUCUUUCAUCCUGAUCAUCGCACUCUGCCUCCUCAACCUGAUAAACCCAUCGCUCCCGUCCUUAAGGUGCGAACCCGGUCAUGGCGUCAAGGAGCCGAGCAUUUCCCACGUGUAUCACGGCGACACAGUUUCAACGUUGAAAUUGUUCUUUGCCGUGAUUGGAGUACCAUUUUUGCAGAUGGUGGUAAUCGAAUGGUUUUGCAACAAGGAGAAUCCUUACACGAUAAAUGCAAAUGAAUCUAGUCGCUGGAAAAGGACGAUGUUACGUGUGUCGAGGUGGUUCAGGGAUUACAUCUACGGGUUGGCAGUUGUUUUGCUGCUUAACGAUAUCGGGAAGACGACGUUGAAUUCACCCAGACCACACUUUCUGGACAGUUGCAAGCCCAAUUUUACCAAAGAAUCGUGUCACACAGGGUGGCUUUCCGAUUACGAGUGCACAAAUACGGAAAUUACGAGGUGGCGACUGGCCGAUGCGAGGAAAUCAUUCCCAUCCGGUCAUUCCGCACUGAGUUUUUACGCCGCAUUUUUCAUGGGAAUUUACCAACACAAAAGAAUAAAUAAGAGGGUAAUGGGGACACUUUUUCUCCUUUGGUUGCAUAUCUUAUGGUUCGGAUUUGCCAUUUUCUGCUCGUCGUCACGCGUCGCGGACAAGCGACAUCAUCCAGUGGAUGUCACCUUUGGCGGAAUAUUGGGCGCAAUUGGGGGCAUUUGUUCAGCCAUCAUUCUCUGCAAAGGGUUCGGGAAACCACUCCAUCUCGGCGUCUAUCAGAGUAAAGUAGUUUCCGGUGCCCACAACGGUUCAGCCACCAUUUUGGACGGCUUCCCCAACAGUCCGCCCGGAAAUGGGCCGCUUCCUCCCGGAAUGAAUGGGGGGUCACGUCCCCCCACCAACGGCGAAAAACGGCCCUCUCUACGUCGUCUCCUGUCCACCCAAUCCACCAUGACGCAGAUGACGGACAUUGUAGAGGAUCGAGAAUUGGAUAGUUUAUAGUCAGUUAAUCGUAAUAAAACUUAAGCGAGUAUAAUUGUGUAGAUUUAAUCUCGAGUAAGUAUAAUAUUACGAAUAUUAUCCUACAAUUAGUUAGGAGAAUAAGGUCUCGUUGCAUUUACAACUUUAAAUUGAAUGGUCAUAAUCGAAAUUAUGUGUAAAUAUGUGCAUGCAAUUUCUAAGUGUCCGUAAAUAGAGGGUAGCGUUAAUUUGUAAUACGUACAUAUAAUUCAUGUCUUUUAAACCAUUUUAAGUAAAAAGUAAGGAAUUUUAAUAAAUAAGCGAUGAUGAUUAACGUGUCAA
Messenger RNA from Folsomia candida, 2066 nucleotides. Its product is annotated as phospholipid phosphatase 1. Gene Ontology annotation, molecular function: phosphatidate phosphatase activity. Lineage: Eukaryota; Metazoa; Arthropoda; Collembola; Entomobryomorpha; Isotomidae. The transcript is spliced from 8 exons. The coding region runs from base 651 to 1766 and encodes 371 amino acids. The record is from RefSeq and is a predicted model, not a curated record. Gene Ontology annotation, biological process: signal transduction; phospholipid dephosphorylation; phospholipid metabolic process.